Messenger RNA from Ogataea philodendri, 1338 nucleotides. RefSeq lists its product as uncharacterized. The coding region runs from base 1 to 1338 and encodes 445 amino acids. NCBI's taxonomy places the organism in Eukaryota, Fungi, Ascomycota, Pichiomycetes, Pichiales, Pichiaceae. The record is from RefSeq and is a predicted model, not a curated record. The transcript has a single exon.
AUGAAUAUUUCACGGCUGUUUAGCAGUUCGGUCGUGCGACACAACCGGCUCGCAGACCUGCGCCACAAGCUGCGCAAGUCCAGCAAGAGCACCAACUUCUACUCGGAGUCGGACCUGGGCUCGAAUUCAGAGGUCCAUGUUGUUCGCCAGUUCAGAAGACUGGUUCCUGAACAGCUGAGCAGAGAUACCACUGCUUGGGAGCAGCUAAACGCCGAAAAAGAUCUUCGAGAGCUGCCCGAGGUGCCCGAACAGCUCACCGCAGACUCGCUCGACGAGUACAUAAGCGAAUUAAACCGCGUGAAAACCAGAAAGUUCGAAGACUACCCCGAGUUCAUUUCCACGGCUUUUGAUAAGAUAGUCCAGUCCGGGCUGUUGCGCGAGAUCAGCAAGUACAACCCGAUUCUGCAGUACUAUUCCAUUGCGCAUGACUACGGCAGCAUCAAGAAAACCAUGGCUCUGCUCAACGAGCGCAAAAUCUACCCUACAACAGACUCGUUUAAUUACAUCUUGGGGCCCAUGAGAACCGCCAGCCACCGCAAAAAAUACACCGUGAUCACCAUGUAUCUGAAACAGAUGGAGAUCUACAACCAACGGCUGAAUUUGAGUACCUGCUACAUCCUGUUUGAGUGUCUGGACCGUCAAAGAAAGCCGGUGUAUGAAUACUUGGUGGAGAACCGGUGUUCGCUGGACCCGAUCUUGCCUGCCGUGCUGCGGUACCGUUACGAGGUGGAAAAAAGCUCAUUUGAGACGCUCGUUGAGGAAUUGCGGUCAAAAAAACCGGCGUUUAGGUCAAACCCUAAAGUGGUUGCAGAAUUGGUGAACAUUUUGCUGAUGGAAAAUAACCCCGACAAAGCGUGGGAGUUUGCUUACGAAUCGCUCGAAGAAGGCCUCGACGAGCUGCCGCCCGCCGUGCUCGUCCAUUUCGUGGCGUAUUUCGCGAAAAACAACCAGUUCUACAACGCCGUGGCCAUGAUCAACGCGUUCCAGAACUUCUUCCUUGGCAGAAAAGUGCACAAGGUGUACCAGAUUCUCGCUUUGGAAAUGCUCAACCGCCCAAACAGUGAAAACUGGUCGAUGUUGACACGCCGGUUUUGUCUGGACGCCAAGACCUCGUUCAAUAAAACGUUCCUAACCACACAGGAGCUGUCAAAGAUUGCGGAAAAAGCACACUCUUACGGCUACUCGGACUUUGUGCCCGACAAACUGUCGAUUGACGAGUACGACAAAACCGCCGAGCUGUUCAACAGACUGCAAUGGCCCAACCAUCACCACCCACUGUUCGCUCUCGAGGCCAACACACCGAUGUUCCAACAGGCGGCCGCGAUUUUCGCAUGCUGA